CAUCCCUCAGCAGGUGCGCUCGUGUCGUCACCAUUAGUUACCGGUGCCAGGAAGGAAAAGAUUUCCCGGCGCUGGCACUCGUUACACCCGUUUGCCCCGAUUUUAUAGCCUUCAUUUAACGUCUUGGCGAACUUUUAGACUUGCUCUCAGUCAGCCAAGGUUGUUGUUAGGACUUACAGGGCAGCAGGUGGAGGUGAAGUCGGAACAUGGGAAAAAAGCGAGAAGAGGAAAACCCGGAUUCCGCGUACGGAGAACCAGCUGAGUUUGACCCAACAUUUAAUGGACCCAUAAGGAAAAGAGGGUGCACCGACAUAAUCUGCUGUGUUUUGUUCCUGGUUGUCCUCCUUGGCUACAUCGGAGUUGGCAUUUUAGCCUGGCUCUAUGGAGAUCCUAGACAUGUUCUAUAUCCAAGAAAUUCAACUGGAUCGUUCUGUGGUAUUGGACAAAACAAAGACCGCCCCAACCUGUUCUACUUUGACAUCCUCAAAUGUGCCACGUCUGUAAACGUUCUGGAAACUGCUCUAAAUGGCCUUCAGUGUCCAACCACCCAGGUGUGCGUGGAGACCUGCCCCACUGAAUUCUGGGCUGUAAACCUAUUAGAUUAUGGGAAGACACCAGAGCGUGUUUUUGAUCCAAAAUACUGUGUCCCAAGUUUAAAUCUGAAAGAGCCUGGCAAGAAUGUCAAAGAGAUUGUGGAUCUGGAGCUGUGUCCUUUCUUCUACACGCCAACAAAGUCUGUGCUCGGGAGAUGUUUGCCGGAUUUCUCAAGACUGGGAGAGCUGUCCUCACAUUUUGACAAUAUACCAGGUUUACCGUCCUCUGUCAACGAAACGGUGGCCCUCAUACAGAAUGGCACUGGGGAUAUUACAAACAGUUUUAGUGCAAAGGACAUAGGGAUCAGAAUAUUUGAGGAUUUUGCAUCUGCAUGGCCCUGGAUCCUUUUGGGUCUGGUGAUAGCCAUGCUUGUCAGUAUGCUGUUCCUGCUGCUGCUGAGGUUCACCGCCCCGGUCAUGGUGUGGGUUCUCAUCGUGGGACUCCUGGGUGCGGGUGCAUACGGCAUAUGGCAUUGCUACUGGGAGUAUGAUAACUACAAACAACGGUCUGCAAGCAUUUCUGAUGUUGGGUUCACGACCGACUUAAAGAUUUAUCUGGAAGUCCAAGAGACCUGGUUGGCCUUCUUGAUCAUCAUCUCUGUGGCGGAGGCCAUCAUUCUUCUGACCAUCAUAUUCCUCCGGACCAGAAUCCUCAUAGCCAUCGCUCUCCUUCAGGAGGCCAGCAAAGCAAUUAGUCACAUGAUGUCCACUCUGCUCUACCCUCUGGUCACCUUCGUCCUCCUGCUAGUGUGUGUGGCCUACUGGGGCGCCACAGCCCUGUAUUUGGCCACUUCAGGGGAGCCGGUGUACAAAGUGGUGGCUCUCAACGCCACAACAAGCAGCUGUCAGGACAUCAACGGUUCAGUGAGCUGUGACCCUCUGAACUUCAACUCGUCGGUUUACCCAGACUGCCCCACAGCCAGCUGCAUCUUCAUCAAUUACAACGAAGAAGGCCUUUUCCAGAGAAACCUCUUCAACCUGCAGAUCUACAACGCCGUGGGUUUCCUCUGGUGUGUCAACUUCGUCAUAGCUCUGGGGCAGUGCACGCUGGCGGGGGCCUUCGCCUCCUAUUACUGGGCCUUCACCAAGCCGAGUGACAUCCCCAUGUUUCCUUUGACUGCCAGCUUUAUUCGCUCACUCAGGUAUCACGUGGGCUCGCUGGCGUUCGGAGCCUUGAUCCUGACCCUGGUGCAGAUCGUGCGGAUGCUGCUGGAGUACAUCGACCACAAAACCAGAUCGGCGCAGAAUCCAGUCGCUCGUUUCAUUCUGUGCUGCAUGAAGUGCUGCUUCUGGUGUCUGGAGAAGUUCAUAAAGUUCCUCAACAGAAAUGCUUACAUCAUGAUCGCCGUCUAUGGGAAAAACUUCUGCGUUUCAGCCAAAAAUGCUUUUAAGCUGCUGAUGAGAAAUAUAAUCAGGGUCGUGGUGCUUGAUAAAGUCACCGACGUGCUGCUGUUCUUUGGAAAGCUGCUGGUGGUUGGAGGAGUCGGUGUUUUAUCCUUCUUUUUCUUCUCUGGACGAAUUUUGCUGCCAGGCAACACGUUCCAAUCCGAAACUCUCAACUACUACUGGAUGCCAAUUAUUACGGUGGUUUUUGGCAGCUACCUCAUAGCUCACGGGUUCUUCAGUGUCUACAACAUGUGUGUGGACACGCUCUUCCUCUGCUUCUUGGAGGACUUGGAGCGCAACGAUGGAUCUCUGCAGAAGCCGUACUUCAUGUCCAAGAACCUCAUGAAGAUCCUCAACAAAUCCAACAAGGUGCCAAAAAAGGGUAAAAGAGACAACUGAGGCUCAUGAAAACCUGAAACAAUCGCAAACUUUAAGGAUGCCCUCAUUAUUUCUCCCUCUUCAACUGUUCCCCAAAUUCAUUCACAAAGCUGAUGCAACAUUUGCACAUUUUAAUCUUUUAUCAUGUUUUUUUAAGUGUUGAUGAUUAUGAGCAUGUCAGGGCUGAGAGUAAUCAUAGGUGAUAUUUUUGGUAAAUGUGGACCACAUGAAACAAUUCCUUAUUUCUGAUGGGUCAAUUUGAAAAUGGAUUAAUGUCUUUCAUUAUUUUAAAUAUAGUGUAAAUAUUUUUGCUUACUUUAUUUUUUGCAAGAUAUACAUCAGUAAAUUGAGGGAUUUUUGUUCCAAGAUGUGAUUUUCCUUUUUCUGUAUGUGCAAAAAAAAGUUUUUAUAUAAAAAAAGUAUAAUUUAAAUGGAAAUAUUGUAAACAAAUUGUAAAUAAGACACAACGUACAUUAAAGCCUUUCAUCACCUU
This is a messenger RNA of Menidia menidia (Atlantic silverside), 2850 nucleotides long. The record is from the annotation of a GenBank genome assembly. Lineage: Eukaryota; Metazoa; Chordata; Actinopteri; Atheriniformes; Atherinopsidae.